Molecule: messenger RNA, 1485 nt
Organism: Vigna radiata var. radiata (mung bean)
Lineage: Eukaryota; Viridiplantae; Streptophyta; Magnoliopsida; Fabales; Fabaceae
Product: myosin heavy chain IB
Exons: 4
Coding region: 154-741 (195 amino acids)
Cellular component (GO): myosin complex
Molecular function (GO): cytoskeletal motor activity
Source: RefSeq, a predicted model, not a curated record
GCUAGAGAAAAUGAACGAGAGCCAGCUGGAUGGGGUCCACUGGAUCAACACACGGUUCAACGCGGGCGAGUUCACUCGUUGAUCUCGACGCAUAACUCGUAACCACGCUUCCAAUCUCAACCUUUCUUUCUGAUUUGGCAAACACGGUGGAGGAUGUCGGAAGGGAACCAGAUCGACGAUUCCAAAAAUGACGACGUUCCCGAGGAUGAAUCCUCUCCGAUUCAACGCGAAGAACCGGAAGAGAAGAUCCGUAAACGGGACCACAUUGACAUCCUUUCUCACCCCAACGUGAUGAGGCUUCUGAACAAGCAAGGUGAUCAGAUUGUUCUAUUUGCAGAUAAAGUUUUGAAGUUCACUGGUUCUGGGAAAAUGAAAUACCGAUAUCUGAUGAUUACGGAUUUUGCGGUUUACCUAAUUGACCCUGAAACUGAUUCCCUCAGACGGAGGAUAGCCCUUGCGGCGGUUGAGAAAAUUUGUGUCAGUGAGUUAACUGAUAACUUUCUUGUAGUUAUAAUUCCGACAGAGUAUGAUUUGCUCAUAGCUAGCGCUAGAAAGAAUGAAAUCAUCACUGCCUUUGUUGAAGCUUAUGAACCUGAGGUCGUUUCUUCCAAUAGGUUUCAGUAUAAUGCAGCAUCCAACAUGGUUAAGGAGAUUGAAUUUGAGGAAAUUGAAGGUACGUGGAGGAUUCUUUUUUCCUCUAAUUUUUUUAAGGUGGGGCGAUGUGCUUGGAAGGGGAAUUAAUGAUCUAGGCGGUGUCAAAACAAGAAUUUUGAGGAAGUGAAUUUCUUUUGUAUUUUCGUGACAAUGUCUGUAACUUGCUGGAUAUACGUACAGGAAAUGAUUGUUGAGCGAUUGUGUAGAAAAGGUUCUUCUUACAAGUUUAAGCAAACUGCACGGGUGAACUUACCACCGUAUAUGUUUAAUCUUUUAUGGCAUGUUUGGAUUAUUGUUCCUUAUAUAUUAAAUUUACUUUCGGAGAAGAAUGAUGCACUAUGUAUUUUUUUUUAUAGUAAAUGUAUUUUUGGGAGCUUUCAAACGGCAAUACAACCAUGCCUUUAGAUUCCUUUGGUACUGAGUUGAACGGCAAUACAACCAUGCCUUUAGAUUCCUUUGAUACUGAGUUGAAACUACGGUUGUCUAAGGGAAAAUUUUGUUGCUGCUAUUGGACGAGCGUAAGAAUUAGUGCAACAUACAAUCAGAUGUUAGUUGUAUCCUAAUUCAUGUCCCGGUGGCAAAAGAUUUGAGCUAACGAGCUCUCUAUUGUAGUGCACAAGGCUUGUACGUCGUCGUGGUUCAUCUGUAUGCCCCCAAAGUUUGUAUCAUUCUCCCUUCCUUUCACUGAAAGUACAGGAAUUAAUAGAUUUUCCAGUGCUUGUUGAUGGAAGGUUCAAUGGGAGACGUCAACCUAUAGAACAAACUUCUUUACACUGGGUGUACAUAUUUGUAUAUCAGAGAAUUAAGAGCGUUCGACAGUUUUGUAUUCAA